Molecule: messenger RNA, 1644 nt
Organism: Guillardia theta CCMP2712
Lineage: Eukaryota; Cryptophyceae; Pyrenomonadales; Geminigeraceae
Exons: 5
Coding region: 1-1644 (547 amino acids)
Molecular function (GO): protein binding
Source: RefSeq, a predicted model, not a curated record
AUGCUAAAAUGCGCCAUCGCUGAGCGAAAGAGCGAUUGGGAGCAAGCAGUGAGGUGCUAUGAAGAAGCUCUCAAGGAGCAUCGAACAGCUGCACUUCCUUUCCUAGCGCAGGCUUACUCCAUGCUGGAGAGGUAUGAAGACGCCGCGAGAUACUACAAGGCAGCGCUUGCCGAGGGGCCACAGAACGCGCAGGUCUGGGUCAAGUAUGCUCUCGUCUUGCGAAAGUUGAACAGGUACAAGGAAGCGCUCAAUAUCUACAAGGAGCUGAUGGAGCAGCAGAAGGAAGACAUGUCCCUGCUGCUCGCAUACGCGAGGACCCUGUUGGAGGCGAGGAAACUUGAGGGCGCCGAGAAGUCAUUCAAGAAGGUGCUCACCCUGUGCGGGGCGCAUAAGCUUCCAUCAUCUCAACCCCAAGUUUCUGCUGGAAGGAGCCAGGCCCUCAAGAUGCACAGGUGGGGCGCAGUGGUUGACCCGCACAGAGCUCAGAUCCUCGGGGCCCUCGGACGAGCUGAGAAGGAGCUGGGAAACUUCCCUGCAGCAGGAAGGUACUACAGGGAGGCUCUCGAGCUCGGGAGUUUCCCAGGUGGAGAGCAGCUGCUGUCAAACGCGUUCGCGUCCGUCCUGCUCCGACUGCGGGAAUUAUGCAAGUGGGAAGAAUUUGAGGAGCUUUUCGAGUGGAUGAUGAAGGUACUGAUACCUCACCAGCUCCAACCCCAGCAGGAGGGCAGGAAGACCAGGUGGUGGGGGAACCUCUCUUCUCUCACCCCGUGGGAGGCGCAGGUGUACGACGUGAACCCAAGAGUCCAGCUGGAGGUGAGCAGGAAUCACGCGGACCAUGUUGCGAGGAGCUGCCGCCUGCUGCUACCUGAGCUCGUCGUGACGCUGAGCAAGCGGCAAGAUCGGCGAAUCACGAUAGGAUACAUGUCCAGCGACUUCGGAGCUCACACUGUUUGUCAAAGCAUGCAGACGCUUCUGGCCAGCCACAGCACAAGAAAGUUCCACAUCGUCGCAAUCAUGACGACAAAGAGCGAUGGGAGUCAGUGCAGGAGGAGGGUGGAAGCUGCUGUCGAGAACGUCAUCCACGGCGUCGAACCAGUAACUGGCCGUAGCUCCUCCUCCCAAGAGCUGGCUGAAAGCAUCUCCUCCGCACAGAUCAUGAUCUUGCUCGACCUCAACGGCCACACGAAGGGAGCACGAGCAGACGUCCUUGCUCUGCGUCCAGCUCCUCUCCAGCUGCUGUUCAGGAGCUACGCGGGGACCUCGGGAGCCUGUUGGAUCGACUUGUACCUGUCGGACAAGGUUGUUGUCCCACCAGAACACUCGAUGAUGAUGUCGGAGAAGCUUGUCGUUCUCCCCCACACCUUCUUGGCGACCGAUCAUGCUCAUAUGUUCCCUCAUCCCCCUCUUGGAAACCCCGAGAAGUUUGAGCAGCAGCCGCGGGAGGAAGCCGAGGAGGAAGGGAUCAAUACGUCGACUUGUGGCCAUCGCCCCAUUCUCGCGUCUUUUAACAGGAUGCUGAAGAUCGACAGGUCAACCUGGUCGCUGUGGAUGAGAGCUCUUCUGUCGGACGACGACUCGGCUCUCUGGUUGUUGAAGCAUGGUAAGGCAAAUCCAUAUGAAAACGACAAGAUACAUGUCGUAUAG